Messenger RNA from Colletotrichum truncatum, 393 nucleotides. Its product is annotated as acetate non-utilizing protein. The record is from RefSeq and is a predicted model, not a curated record. Gene Ontology annotation, biological process: succinate metabolic process; mitochondrial respiratory chain complex II assembly. Gene Ontology annotation, cellular component: mitochondrion; mitochondrial intermembrane space. Lineage: Eukaryota; Fungi; Ascomycota; Sordariomycetes; Glomerellales; Glomerellaceae.
AUGCGGCCAUCAUUCGUGAUGAGGAUGGCCUCGGCCGCCGUCCCCAAGUCUGGCCUUUCGCCUGCCCCCAUGGCUUUGCUUCCACCCAUUCCUCUGUACCGCCGCCUACUCCGCGCCCACCGCAAGUACCUGCCCGGUGAGAUGCGGCUUCUGGGUGAUGAGUACAUCAAGGCUGAGUUUCGUGCGCACCGUACAGUUGAUAACCCGGCGCAUUUGAUUGGUUUCCUUUCAGAGUGGCAAUUGUACGCUCAGAAGAUUGAGGGUGAUAAGUGGCAAGGGGAGAAAAUUGACCCGGUCAAGGUUGCCAAGAUGAGCGAUGAGCAAAUCGGUCAGCUGUACGAGCUCAUGCAGGCGAUUCGUGAGAGGAACAAGCAGAGUCAAGAGGAGUCAUAA